Molecule: messenger RNA, 2479 nt
Organism: Syngnathus typhle (broad-nosed pipefish)
Lineage: Eukaryota; Metazoa; Chordata; Actinopteri; Syngnathiformes; Syngnathidae
Gene: glb1l
Product: galactosidase, beta 1-like
Exons: 16
Coding region: 176-2065 (629 amino acids)
Biological process (GO): carbohydrate metabolic process
Cellular component (GO): vacuole
Molecular function (GO): beta-galactosidase activity
Source: RefSeq, a predicted model, not a curated record
CACCGUCUACGUACACAGUAGGUCACAUGAUGGCGCAUCGUCCAGCUCGGUAACAGCAAACUAGAAGGUUCACACUUGUUGAGUUUAAGUGCUCGAAACACACACAAUAAUGUUUAACACAAUAGAAAUAGACAUGUUUUGGCUUCUUUAGAGGGAAACGCGAAAGGCAACCAAAAUGUACGCAAGUGUCUUGUUUUUCAUCACAUUGAGCUGUAUGUGUUCUCCUGCCAAAGGGUUGUCAUCUAAGAGAUCCUUCACAAUAGACUAUAAAAAAAAUUGCUUCCUAAAAGAUGGGCAGCCCUUUCAGUAUGUUUCAGGCAGCAUCCACUACUCCCGAAUCCCACGUUUCUACUGGAAGGAUCGGCUGCUCAAGAUGUACAUGGCGGGCCUCGAUGCCAUCCAAAUAUAUGUUCCUUGGAACUUCCACGAAACAGUGGAAGGGAUCCACAACUUCACAGGGGAUCGGGAUUUGGAGCACUUCUUGGAUUUGGCCAAUCAGACAGGCCUUUUGGUGAUCUUGCGCCCAGGCCCAUACAUCUGUGCUGAAUGGGAGAUGGGUGGGUUACCAGCAUGGUUACUCCAAAGAAACAACAUAAGACUACGCUCAGCUGAUACAGAUUAUUUACAGGCGGUCACUAACUGGUUUGCUGUUCUCCUCCCCAAAAUGACACCCUGGUUGUAUGCUAAUGGCGGGAACAUCAUUAGUGUCCAGGUUGAGAACGAGUACGGAAGCUACUACGCUUGUGACUACAACUACAUGCGUCACCUGCGGACCCUGCUGCGAGUUUUUCUGGGCCAAGACACCGUCCUGUUCACCACCGAUGGCAACACGGAUAAGGAAAUGACAUGCGGGACUCUGGAGGGAUUAUACGCCACUGUGGACUUUGGCACAGGUGACAACAUAACAGAAGCCUUCAACAGGCAAAGGCGGUUUGAACCGCAAGGUCCUUUGGUCAACUCAGAGUAUUAUACUGGCUGGUUGGACCACUGGGGUGAUGAACAUGCCAUGGUUGAUACUCAGAAGGUCAGCAGAGGGUUAGCAGAGAUGCUAAGCAUGGGCGCUAACGUCAACAUGUACAUGUUUGAAGGAGGGACCAACUUUGGCUACUGGAAUGGCGCUGACCAUGACACCAGAUUCCGUCCCGUGGUGACGAGUUACGAUUAUGACGCCCCGCUAUCAGAGGCAGGGGACCCCACAGAGAAACUGAUGGCCAUCCGAGACGUCAUUAAAACGUUUAAGAGCAUUCCCCUCGGACCGAUGCCACCCGCUACUCCCAAAUUUGCCUACGGCUUUGUGAUGCUCAGAAAGGUGGGCAACAUCAGCAGUCUAUUGGACACACUUUCUGUGGAGCCUGUUUUAUCAAAGUACCCUUUGACUUUUGAGGAGCUCAAACAGUACUACGGCUACAUGCUGUAUCGGACCAGUCUUCCCCGGGACCUUGCAGAGCCCACACCGCUCAUCUCUCCCAUGAAUGGUGUUCGUGACCGCGCGUACGUGUCCGUCAAUGGGGUUUUCCAGGGUCUCUUGGAGAGAGACACCGUACUGGUGAUAAACGUGACUGGACAGCAGGGGGACAUCAUGGACAUUCUUGUGGAGAAUAUGGGAAGAGUUAAUUUUGGCAGCCAUAUCAAUGACAACAAGGGUCUCAUCAGCAACCUAAUCUUGGGCCAAGAUGUACUCACUGACUGGAAGAUGUACCCUUUGGACAUUGAUGGCGCCAUUGCUGCUGGAUGGCCUCACACGGUUAGCCUUCACAAUGGAACAAACGGACCUUCCACUGGACCGAGCGUCUACAUGGGAACACUGCAGCCGAGUGGUCGAGCAUGGGACACUUUUCUCAAGUUAAAUGACUGGACAAAGGGUCAGGUUUGGAUCAACGGUGUCAAUCUGGGGCGGUAUUGGCCAACCAGAGGACCGCAGCAAACACUUUAUGUUCCCGGACCCUUGCUCAGCGCUACCUUGCCCAACAACAUCACCGUGCUGGAGCUGGAGGAGGCACCAGUACAUACAAGGGUGCUCUUCAUGGACCGACCUCUCCUCAAAGCCAAAGCUGCUAAGUCAUGACCAUCAAGUUUGAAACAAUAACAUGUUGUUUCCAUCUUAAAAUAUUUUAUUACUGCAGUACCUUCAUUUUAGAGUCUUUAGCUCUUUCCUACUGGAGCGUUAGCUUUGCGAUGCGCUUGCACACAUCGAGGGGUGCAGAAGGAGAAAUCCAGGUAUUGGAACGGGAUCUUGCCCAGCAGAGACUCACCACACUGAAAGCAUCUCCUGGUGAAAAGGACAAAAUUGACAUUUGCUGGACAUUUUGUGACACUUUUCGAAUGUGGCCACACAAGAGUCUUACUUGAUGUUGGAGAGGCUGACUCCAGUUGCCGCUACUUGUUCUGCUAACCUCCUUUCAGCUGCCAAAGCUCUCUGGUGUUCAAAACAACUGUUUAAUACAGGCUGUAUUAAAUAAACAUUUGCACAAGAACAGAA